Messenger RNA from Lathyrus sativus (Indian pea), 471 nucleotides. The record is from the annotation of a GenBank genome assembly. NCBI's taxonomy places the organism in Eukaryota, Viridiplantae, Streptophyta, Magnoliopsida, Fabales, Fabaceae.
AUGUUGUUAAAUACGGAUCGACUCUUGCAACAAUAUGUUGUAGACAAUUAUGUCAAAACUGAAUCAGGGAGGUUAAGGUGGAUUAGAGAGCACCAACGUGAUAUACGUGCUGAAGUGUACCAAGGUUUACAGGAUGCUUUACAUGUCGGUGAAACUAAUGCAGAAAACAUUGGAAAAAGAACAAUAUUGCCAUCAUCAUUUAUUGGAGGUCGUCGAGACAUGACACAAUGCUAUGAAGAUGGCAUGGCUAUUGUUCUUCAUGGCGGUAAACAAGAUGUUUUUCUGACAAUGACAUGCAAUCCUUUUUGGAGUGAGAUAAAAUCAGAACUUUUUCCUUUUCAAACACCACAAGAUCAUCCAAAUAAGCUAACAAGAAUAUUUCGUUCAAAAUUCGAGCAAUUAAAGGAUGAUGUUAUUAAUAAAGGAGUCUUAGGAAAGGUUAAAAGCUACAUGUGUGUCACUGAAUUUUAA